AUGGCUGAUCAGGUAGAGACAACAGACGUGCUGAUUUGCGGAUGCGGUCCGACUGGGGCAAUGUUAUCGGCCUAUCUAGGACAGUUGGGUGUGGCCAACGUCAUUGUCGAAAAAGAAGCAGGCAUCACGACUGAUCCGCGUGGUAUUGCUCUCGAUGAUGACGGAAUUCGAUUGGUUCAGGGCCUUGGAUUGUACGAGCACGUAUUCACAGAGAUCGGGUCCAGCUUGUCUAAAAUCAAUUUCCUUGGUGGAACGCAUCAAAACUUAGAUGCAACCCCAUUUCUUACUUUUGAUGCAGGCUCGAGCGAAGGAAUGACUGGACAUGUCGGCGUUCUUGCACACCGACAGCCUAUUCUUGAAAAGUAUCUUAGGAAAGCAGUGAACAAAGCAGAAACAAGUGAAUUGAGAAGCAACUGCACUGUGACUUCGAUAUCCGAAGAUGCAGACUGGGUCUAUGUGACAUAUGACGACUCUGGGACACAAAAGAAGAUCCGCGCAAAGUUCCUGGCUGCGGCAGAUGGGAAAACAGGCUUUACUCGCAAGAAAUAUUUGGAGCCCAAAGGUGUGAAACUGGAAUGGGCUGAACAAACCAAAUAUCAGGAGACUUGGAUUGCGCUCAACUGGAAGCUAAGUCUCCCUACAAAAGAAACCCACCCUUCAUUUCCGCUAUGGAAACUCGGAUACACCCCUCAACAAGUCUACGACACCUUCUUUCCAGAAGAUUUUCGCUUCCUGUGCAACCCUGAUAGGCCAGCGGUAUGUGGUCGAUUCGGUCGCCCCGAAGAUCGACAUUGGCGAUUCGAAUUUGUCGUUGCGAAAGACGAAGAUGGCAUGGAGAUGGCAGGGGAAGAGAAAAUCCGCCAAGUGGUGUACCCGUACUUGACCCACCCAGGGCGACGUUAUGGGCUGAGGGAAGACGUUUCAUUCCCCGAAGACUGUAUCGAAGUUCUCCGAUCUCGGCCAUUUAGCUUCUCUGCAAGAAGCUGCAAUAAGUGGGCACUCGGCCGCGUGAUUCUUUGUGGUGAUGCAGCCCAUGUCUUCCCGCCAUUCGGAGGACAAGGAAUCGCAUCUGGGUUUCGAGACGCUAUUGCGCUCUCCUGGCGCCUUGCUAUAGCAUGCUUACCCGAAUCCAAGGUAGACUACAACCGUCUCCUCGAAGGCUGGUAUCUCGAAAGAAAACAGCAACUGGACAAAUCGCUCGCAACCACCGUCCGAAACGGUGACAUGGUCAACGGAAAUGGCCGCGUACAGAGCUUCCUCCGCGAUUGGGGUUUACGGUUGUUGCAGUUCGUGCCUUCCUGGAAGCAUAAGAUCGAACGCGGUCCUCGAGGCGAGGGUGCCACUCGGUACGUUCAUUCGCCCGGUAUGCCUUUCAUGCCAGAGCUUGAUGGAGGAGCGUAUUUUCCCCAGACAUAUUGCAUCGGACUCCAGCGAGAUUCAGUCGUGCAAUUUACCGAUGAUGUCAUUUUUGCCAGUAGGGGGGAACCUUUUAAGAUUGUCGUUCUACUGGACAAUCCUUCUGAGUUUGAUGCUGCGACACGCGAUCUCGAUGGAUUGAAUAGAUCCAGAGGUUUGUCGCAGGGGGAAACCACAUUUUUCGUACCCCGUGCCAAGUGCACUGGCAUUCUUGAUCAGGUACCUGGAGACGAAUGCCAGCGUCGGUUGUUCCGAACUGCUAGUGCUGAUGAAUUCAGCCAAUCGCCUUUGUGUACUUCACGGCCAGCUCCAUACGGUUAUGAUGAAUCGCUUAUGUUCAAAACCGGCAAACGUUAUGUGAUAUUGAGAUUUGACCGGUUCGUUUACGCCCUUUGUGAUACCAAAGCCGAGUUGGAGAAGGCCGCCACGCAGAUAUCCGAGAUGUUUUGA
This is a messenger RNA of Penicillium pulvis, 1866 nucleotides long. RefSeq names its product monooxygenase. The transcript is spliced from 6 exons. Gene Ontology annotation, molecular function: FAD binding; 3-(3-hydroxyphenyl)propionate hydroxylase activity. Lineage: Eukaryota; Fungi; Ascomycota; Eurotiomycetes; Eurotiales; Aspergillaceae. The record is from RefSeq and is a predicted model, not a curated record. The coding region runs from base 1 to 1866 and encodes 621 amino acids. Gene Ontology annotation, biological process: 3-(3-hydroxy)phenylpropionate catabolic process.